This is a messenger RNA of Plasmodium gallinaceum, 1953 nucleotides long. RefSeq names its product RNA helicase 1, putative. Gene Ontology annotation, biological process: mRNA splicing, via spliceosome. Lineage: Eukaryota; Apicomplexa; Aconoidasida; Haemosporida; Plasmodiidae. The transcript has a single exon. The record is from RefSeq and is a predicted model, not a curated record. Gene Ontology annotation, molecular function: RNA binding; RNA helicase activity; ATP binding. Bases 1 to 1953 code for a protein of 650 amino acids. Gene Ontology annotation, cellular component: spliceosomal complex.
AUGGAUUUAAAUAAAGAUGAAAAAAACUUACGAAAUGAAAAAAGUAACAAAGAGGAUGAUAGUAGUGAUGAUUUUAUAUAUGAACCUUUGAGUAUACGAAAAAAAAGAUUCAUGGAUAAUUUGGUAAAUAGUUUUAUAAAGACAAAAAAAAAAAAAGAAUCGAAUAAAAACUAUAGUGAAGAGGACAAAAAACAUAAUUAUGACGAUGAUGGUGACAAUAAUAAUAAUAAUAAUAAUAAUAAUAAUAAUAAUAAUAAUAAUAAAAACAAUAAAACUAAUGAAAACGAAAUAAAAAUUGAUUUACAAAAAAGUUUAUUAGAAACAUUUAACAAAUUACGAUUAGAAUCAUUAAAUGAUAAAAUAGAUGAGAUGGAAGAAAUUAGAAAAAGAGAAGAAAAAAUAUUAGCACAAGUAUCGAAAGCAUUAAAUGCUCCAUUACAAUCAGUAAAAGAAAGAGCAAAAGGAAUUAUAUAUAAAGAAAAUUUCAAAACAAUAUGGAAUUUACCUAAAAAAUAUAAAAAGUUAAAAAAAAAAUAUGUAGAUAAGAUAAGAAGCAUAUUUUAUAUUGAUGUUAGUGGGAAUGAUAUACCACCACCUAUUAAAAAUUUUAAAGAUAUGAAAUUUCCCAAAGCUAUUUUAAAAGCAUUGAAAAAAAAAAAGAUUAAUAAACCAACUCAAAUACAAAUGCAAGGGUUACCUUCUAUAUUAACAGGAAGAGAUAUUAUUGGUAUAGCAUUUACAGGAAGUGGAAAAACUAUUGUAUUUGUUCUACCAUUAAUUAUGAUAUGUUUAGAAGGAGAAAUGAGAUGCAAAAUUGAAGAAGGAGAGGGUCCAUUUGGUCUUAUUGUAUGUCCAUCAAGAGAAUUAGCUACACAAACACAUAAUGUUAUAAAAUAUUUUUGUGAUUAUUUACAUAAAGACAAUUAUCCCAUUUUAAAAUCUUUGUGCAUGAUUGGAGGUAUUAGUGCGUUUGAUCAAGGAAGAGAAACGCAAAAAGGAGUUCAUAUGAUAGUUGCUACCCCAGGUAGACUUAAUGAUAUGUUAAAUAAAAAAAGAAUGACUCUUGAACAGUGUAGAUAUUUAUGUUUUGAUGAAGCUGAUAGAUUAAUUGAUUUAGGUUUUGAAGAAGAAGUACGUAAUACCUUAGAUCAUUUUUCAAAUCAAAGACAAACAUUAUUAUUUAGUGCAACUAUGCCUAAAAAAAUUCAAGAAUUUGCUAAAUCUACUUUAGUUAAUCCUAUUAUAAUAAAUGUUGGAAGAGCAGGUGCAGCUAAUCUUGAUGUUAUACAAGAAGUAGAAUAUGUAAAAGAAGAAUUUAAAUUAUCUUACUUAUUAGAAGUUUUACAGAAAACAGGACCACCUGUUUUAAUAUUUUGUGAAAAUAAAAAAGAUGUAGAUGAUGUACACGAAUAUUUAUUGCUAAAAGGAGUAAAUGCAAUUGCCAUCCAUGGAAAUUUAAGUCAAAAUGAAAGACAAGAAGCAAUUAAUUUGUUUAGAGAAGGAAAAAAAGAUAUUUUAGUAGGAACAGAUGUAGCUUCUAAAGGAUUAGAUUUUCCUUCUAUUGAACAUGUAAUUAACUAUGAUAUGCCAAAAGAUAUUGAAAAUUAUGUCCAUAGAAUAGGAAGAACAGGACGAUGUGGUAAAACAGGAAUAGCUACAACUUUUAUAAACAAAAAUCAGGAGGAAGCUAUUUUGUUGGAUUUAAAAGCAUUGUUAAUUGAAGCAAAACAAAAAAUUCCUCCAUUUUUAGAAAUGUUAGAUAGCAAAGGAAUUAAUUUGAAAGAAAUAGGUGGUGUAAAGGGAUGUUCUUAUUGUGGUGGAUUGGGUCAUAGAAUAACACAGUGUUCUAAACUUGAAUCACAAAGAAACAAACAAACAUUAUCUAUGCAUAAGGAUAUUUUAUCAAAUAAUAAUAAGUAUAAUAAUAUUAAUGCAUAUACAGGUGAUUGGUAA